UUCCUAGAGCGCCGCGCGGUAGCGGCACACGCGGAGCUGGGGUUCGGCGCAGCAUGGAGGAGGCGGCGGCGGCGGCACCGGCACCAGCGGGUGAGGGCAAGGCGGGCCAUGGCCGGAAUGGGCACGCCGAGGGCCCGGCGGCGGAGGAGCAGCGGGGCGGCGGGGCCCGGCUGCGGGGCUGCCGCGGGUUCCUGCGGCGCAACGCGCUGGUGCUGCUGACGGUGUCGGGGGUGGUGGCCGGCGUGGCGCUGGGGGCCGCCGUGCGCGGCGCGGCGCUGGGCCCGGCGCAGGUCGCCUACCUGGCCUUCCCCGGGGAGCUGCUGCUGCGGAUGCUGCGCAUGGUGAUCCUGCCGCUCGUGGUUUGCAGCCUGGUGUCGGGCGCCGCCAGCCUGGACACCCGCUCGCUCGGCCGCCUGGGCGGCAUCGCGCUCGCCUAUUUCCUGGGCACCACGCUGCUCGCCUCCGGCCUCGCCGUCGCCCUCGGCUUCAUCGUCCGCCCCGGCGCCGGCGCUUCCGCGCUCAACACCCAGCUGGGGCUGUCGGACGCGCUGCCCACGAAGAGCAAGGAGACCGUGGACUCCUUUCUCGACCUCGUCAGAAACCUGUUUCCUUCAAAUCUUGUUGCUGCAGCUUUCGAAACGUAUGUGACAGACUAUAAGAUGCAGCUCAGGAACACCACUGGAAAUGCCACAUUGGAAAAGAUCCCUGUCGGUAGUGAGAUCAAAGGGAUGAACAUCCUGGGACUGGUGAUGUUUGCUCUGGUUUUAGGAGUGGCACUGAAAAAGCUUGGCCCAGAAGGGGAAGAUCUGAUUCGUUUCUUUAACUCAUUCAAUGAGGCAACAAUGGUCUUGGUUACCUGGAUUAUGUGGUACGUACCUAUUGGCAUUAUGUUCCUUGUUGGGAGCAAGAUUGUGGAAAUGGAAGAUAUUGUGCUUCUGGUCACCAGUCUGGGAAAAUACAUAUUUGCCUCUAUCCUGGGCCACGUCAUCCACGGAGGAAUCAUUCUGCCACUUAUUUAUUUUGCAGCCACACGGCAAAAUCCUUAUCGUUUUCUCUUAGGACUUAUCACACCACUUGCCACUGCCUUUGCCACUUGCUCCAGCUCAGCCACGCUCCCGUCCAUGAUCAAGUGUAUUGAGGAGAACAACAAAGUUGACAAGAGGAUCAGCAGGUUUAUCCUUCCCAUUGGGGCCACUGUAAACAUGGAUGGAGCUGCUAUUUUCCAGUGCAUGGCAGCUGUGUUUAUUGCUCAGCUGAACAAUGUCGACCUCAACCCUGGGCAGAUCUUCACAAUUCUUGUGACAGCCACGGCGUCCAGUGUGGGAGCAGCUGGGGUCCCUGCCGGAGGCGUCCUCACCAUCGCCAUCAUCCUGGAGGCCAUCGGGCUGCCCACCAACGACCUGUCCCUCAUCUUGGCCGUGGACUGGAUUGUGGACCGAACCACCACAGUUGUGAAUGUGGAAGGGGAUGCCCUGGGAGCGGGCAUCCUUAAUUACCUGAAUGAGAAAGACAAGAAAGAGAAAGAGCAAGAGCUAAAGGAAGUCACUGUAGAAGCAGUUGCUAACAGCAAGUCUGAAGCGGAAACGUCACCUUUGGUAACCCACAAAAACCCAGUCUCCAACACAAGCAGCACAGCAGACCCUGAAUCCAAGGAAUCAGUAUUGUGAACUCAAGGCUGCUCAUCGAGACCAGUCCUAGAGUUGGCCCAGGGACUUGUCGACGCACCCAGACAUUUGCAGUACAACCAGGGGCUGGACGGCUCUUGGAAGUGCUCAGUUCCAGUCUGUUUUGAAAUAUGCUGGCCUGGGGAAGGGGAGGGAGGUGGGGUGGGCAGAGAAGGGGUGUUCAGAAGGAAGCACUCGCUUUAUAAUAGUAUUUUGAUAGUUUGUGUGUGCAUGUGUACAUGUUGCACAUGCACAGUUGUGUACAUGUACGUGAGAACUGCCAUUGAGGCUUCUGGUGUAAGGAGACUUCCAUUAGUGAAGGCUCAGAUGGUUGAAGAAAGGGAGGUAGACAAACCCAGUAUGUGCUUAUUGUAGGGAAAAAUUUUUGCUGCUGUUUGAAUGGAGAAGCAGUCUAGAAACUCCAGAGUGGGUGAAAAUGUUGCUUAAAUUUGUUUUGUAGCGUGGAAACAUUUACCCCCCAUUACAGCCAUGAUAUGAAGCAACAUUUUUCUCCCACUCCCCUUUCUCAUGUUCUCCAAUCCAUUAAAAAUAUUGAGUAUGUCCUUAAAACUAGCUGGUCCACUUUUAAUUUUUUUUUUUGUUUUGUGCCUAAAUUAAUAGCUUAUUAGGAACUUGUUUAAUUUCCCCACUGCAUUGCAGCUCAUAGUAGUUUUCCUGCCUUUUGGUGAAUAACUCCCAAACUGUGGGACCAAACAGAGGAUAUCUUUGUGCAGAUCAAGGAUUUGUUUCCUCCUUUCUUCUAAUCAAGCUGUUAAGGAAAAGAUCCAGAGGAAGAAUGGAUUUUGUUAAAGUAAUCCCUUUGGGCUGAAAAAAAUGUAGUCUGUUCCAGUGUUAGUAUGUCUGAAAGAGGCUUGCCUGUGACAACAUCCAUAAAUCCAGAAGUCACUUCCCUUCAUGAAAACACACGUGAUCCUCUGCUAGCACACUACGUCCUUCUCAUGUUUAUUUAGUGGGUCAAUCCAAACAACUUUAGUCAUACCCUCUUCCAGCAAAAUUGAAUAGGGGAGGAAAAAUUCUGAACACACAUCAUGUGGAAACUGAUGACAGGCAAGUCUGAGUCUUGGCUUGAAAGGGGAAGAGAAGAGGCAAGUUUAUAAUACCAGUAAUCUCUGUGUGGGAGAUGGCUACCUGUUUCUGCCAGGAGUUUGGUCCUGCCAUAAAUGUUCUCUGGCAGCAGUUUACUUUUAGUAAUUCUGGGUGGUGCUGGGCCAGGGUAAUGCUUUAAUGGUAGGUGGUAACCUUUGCUUGAAGCUCAGCCAAAUGCUUCUGGAUUCUUACUCCUUCUUUUUGCCUUUACAGUAUCCUUCCUGAAUUUGCGUCCCAAACCUGAACGAAGUCUGGCAAACUCAUUACAAAGAUCCUGUUGGUUUAUCUUGGCUCUUUGGAUGCUAAUAGUUAAAAAAACAUUAUGACUACACAAGCCAAGAUUUGCCUGGACUUGUGAUAUUUUCCUUUGGCUACUUCAAUGCAAGAGAUUGCAUAUGGUUUAUCUCCACACUGUUAACUCGGCAAUAUGUAUUCACACUUAGCUUUGAUAUAAAAUAAUGCUAAAGUCUCCCUUUUUCUUUCUCCUCUCUUAGUUCAGAGGAAUCUAUCUUGCAGAAAGAGCAGCACUAGGAAGAGGCAACUCCAAUUCCAUAGCAGCAGCUGCCUUCCUUUGCAAAGCAUCCCUCCUGGUAAAGGGACAUGAUGAAUUUUGCAGAAAGACGCUCAGAGUGAGAUGUGCCCACCCCUGAGGGAGUGCGCAGUGAGUGUGUCAUGACUGGCUGGUUAAUCAUGUGCACUGGAGCCAUGCAGACAAUCCAAGUAGGAAAGGAUUAGUCAGCCCACUGGGAAACUGCAGGUGGAGUUUCUUUUUAACCAGUUUAUUUGUAACCAUGUCCACAAAAUUUGGUCAUUCCUUGGCUCAUCUUCAAAAUGGAAGGAGACAAACACAAUUUUGUAGGGAUGUCUUUUGCCCAGAUCAACUUUGCAUUUCUUCCUGUUAGAAUCAUCCCAACUCCUUUCAACUCAGGAAACCAAAAGCAUAUUUUUAAGUCUCUUUGAAAUAUUUGAUUGCAGCAGAACCCCAAAUAGUUUGAUUUUAAAAUAGUAUAUGGGUGCCUCAGGGAAGCUGAAAAUCUGACUGGUCCCUGUUGGCUGGGUUCUGUGGUUGCAUUUUCUCCCUCAUCAGACAUUUAGCUCCUGUGCUUUUGUGAGACCCCCUUGGAAUACUGUGUACAGUUCUGGUGUUUCCAACAUAAGAAGGACAUGGAGCUGUUGAAGGAAGUCCAGAGGAGGGCCACGAAGAGGAUGGGAACACAUCCACUGCAAACACAGGCUGAUAGAAUUGGGGCUGUUCAGCCCAGAGAAGAGAACAGUAUCUGAAGGGGACAUACAGGGAAGCCAGAGAGGGGCUUUGUCAGGAACUGUAGUGGUAGGACAAGGACCAAGGGAUACAAAUUGAAAGAGAUGAAAUUUGGUGAGAUACUGGAACAGGUUGCCCAGGGAGACUGUGGAUGCCCCAGUCCUGAGAGCGUUCAAAGCCAGGCUGGAUAAGGCCUUAAGUAACAUGUUCUAGUGGGAGGUGUCCCUGCACAUGUCAAGGGAUUGGGACUGGAUGAUGUUUCUUUACAACUCCUUAACAUUCUGUGGUUCUAUGAUGCUCUCCCUCACUGUGACACAUGCAGCUAGCAUCAGGACAUGAGGGCAGCACUAAAAGGACAACUCAUGAAGCAUCACAGCACCAUUUCGGAGAAGAACACAUCUAAAUUCUUUUUUCACCUCGAAGCUGCUGUUGCCCACAGGUAAAAGUACUGCCCUGGGCAGACCCAAAGGCUGGGCUUCCUUGCAAGCAUCUUGCCAUUGCCAUACAAUCCUUCUUCCCUAUGGUGGUGCUGCAGCUGGAGUGUGCCUCAUCCUUGUAGCAGUGUGCCAUAGGCUGUGGCACAUUGGUCCUGACAGGGGCUUCUAGGAAAUGGGAAACUAAAGCAAAUACCCCAGUAUUAGUAUGAAGCAUGAGCUUCAGAAUGCCUCACUGAAUGCCCCUCCCAAUCCCUACUAGUGGAUUGCCAUGUUUUGCAUUGGUGUGAAUUUCUAGUCCCAUGUAAAGCUUGUAGAGCAGUUGGAUUUAAGGAGAUCAAAUCAUUCUUAUAGCAAGAAUUUAAUCAAGGAAAUCUCACAUUCCUUCUCUUGGAAAUGCAUAUCAUAGGAUUUAUAUGAACCAUGAGUAUUCAGCUCUUAACCUGCCAGAAAUCUGUGGACCUACAGAGGACUUACUUUAGACUUAAAAAUGUGCUACUUCUUUUGUUUGUGCAGAACAAGAGGGAUCUGUGGAAGCAGGAGUGCUGGGUAAUUGCUGCUUGUCAGAACAUCUUGGUCAUUUUAUCAUUUGUGUUAGAAUUUACAUUUCUUGUUUUUCUGUGAUGUUCCCAUUCCUAAUGAUAGCCAUGAUGCAUUCUAGAACCCUCUAUCUGGAUUGUUUUCUUAAGAAUAUGAAAGAUCUAGUAUUGCACUCUCCGAGACUAAAAAAAUGUGGUACAUUCCAACAACUGCCACUGUAAUGAUGUGGGUCCUGGUGGUAAGCCUGGUAAGAUAGAAGAUCUUAAGUUGAUCUUACGUCUUCAGGUAAGGGCACUGGGAGAAAAAUGAAAGGGCGGUUGAGGCAUGUGUAUUUGAGAUACUGUUCUUGACCUGCAGUGUAAUGUGUUACACUGGGAGCUUCCUCUUCCAGGAGGCUGUGAGCUGAGAAGGUGCUCAGGAGCCUUGCACGUGCAGCCAGGGGUACCUGCUCUGCUUUGCUCUCAACCAGGCACUCCACAAAUCUGGUGCCAGUGUGGUACUUAACUCCAGUGUUUCUUGACUGGACAUCUAUGUGUGUUCUCUUGACCCUAAAUUGGAAACCUUUAGUCAGUUGCAUUUUUUUUUUUUUUUUAAGAGGAAUAAAUUCUAUGUAGAAAACACUACUUUCUAUUUGAUUUUAGGAUGUUUUUUGUUGUUUUGGGGUUUUCUUUUUUUCCCCAGAAGGUACAAGUUCUCUCCUUGGGUCAUGUCCUACCCUCUAGUACAGGAAUUGCUUUUUGAGAGAAAGAUAUGGAAAUUACAUGGUGUAUUUCUUGGAGUGUCCUGUGCAAGGCCAGGAGUUGACUCAGUAAUCCUCAUGGGUCCCUUCCAACUCAGUGGAUUCUAUGAUUCUAUGAAAUAUUGAAGAGUCUGCAAGCCUUUUUUCAGUGAAGUUUCUUUGACUGUUUUGCACCAUCUUUUAUUUCUUCUCUAGGAUUGACUGUUCACUCCAUGCUUUAUUUAUCACGGCAUGAUCUCAUCCUGUUUCCUGGAAUACCCUGUGUUCUUUUUAUGUUUCAGUGGCUCAGGAAUAAAUGGGAGACUGGAUAGUUUUGAGGGCUUCAGUUUGCAUUCUGCCUUUCUCCUGUCCUGAGCUCAGCAGAGGUUUGUGAGCCUUGGUAAUUCAGAGUUGCUCUGAGAGAGCAGAGCAGUAUCUGUCUCUCACACUGAGAAAGGUGCUUGUUCUGUGCUGAGAUGUGGCUGUAGAUGCCUGAAAAACUGUAGUGAUCAGUGGAAGGUGCCAGGACUACUGCUUCUAGGAUAUUUUCAGUAAAGAUCUUGUAUUCCUUAGAAAUGAGCUCUUGCUGAGUCUAGGUGUUGGUAAUUGCACUACAAGACUCGGUAAUUGCAAAGGCCUUUAAACCCUUCUGGGGGUGUCUCUUGCAAUUGGGAUGGCUUUUGUGUUGAGAAACGACUACAGCCAAUCCCAAUUCCCCUGCCAGGAUGCGACAAACAGGAUCCUUUGGGACACAACGGGAUGUUGUGUCCUUUGGAUGUAACAGAGAUGUGGAACUGGUCAGAGUACCACAUCAGUUGGUGAAACAAUCUCUGCUUUAUCUUUUCUGGGCGGCCCUGAGCUGGAGAUGGUGAGAGACGGGGGGGAAGGUGUGAGGGGGAGAUUUCCUGGUGCUUGCUCUGUUGCCAUACUCUUCUCUUUGCUGUGGCUGGUGCCAGAUAUGGACAUGACCCAGUGUCACCAUUCCUGUUCUCCUGUGGUUCCUCCUUAUUUUGCAGCAAGAACAACAAAAUUGGAGGUGUUUAGGCAGUUCCUCUUUCAGUCAAGUCAAGGUCCUUGUCAUCUCUGUGACUCACCACCCAGCCAUAUGUUGAAGGUUGUGUCCUUAAGAGCUUGCAAGAGGGACAUAUCCACCGUCUCUUCUGCAAAGAUUUGCAGCUUUGGCCAACACUCUGGGCUAAAUCUUCACUCUGGUCCUCUGCUAACACAGGGCAUUUCUGCAGCCACUGUAAAGCAUCAUCCUGUUGAAAAUUACAGUUUUUAAUUCCUGACCCUUCCACAGGCAGUGAGCAGUGGGCCUCAGGUACCAAGUCAAAAGACCAAAAGAUAAACUCUCACCAGAGAAAAAUUGUCACAUCUUUACUGAUUUUAACAGAGCCUUGGCAGUUCAUAAUCACAGAGCUGCCUGUCAUGACUGAUCUGGUGACAGAUGAACAGCACAGAAUUAGGCAGGUUGCAUAAGUCCUAUACCUGUGCUUCCUUUUCUGCAAAUUAGGUUUAUCUCUCACAGGCCAUAGUGUGAAAGAUAGUGAGGUGCAAUGUUUAGAAAGCACUCUUAAAACACAGAGCAGUAAAUCUUGACUAAUAAUGAACUUUUAAAAAAUCUGAAAGGAAUCAAAUAAUCAAAGUAUGCAGAGUUGCAUUGUGCUAGAGGAGGAAUGGCUGAUGGAAAGGAGAUGAGGUGGAUGCAUUUGCUGGGCUAAUUUGAGGGGAGCUGGUGUCAGUGUGAGCUGCAGUUCAGAAAAGUGGUGUGACUUAGUCAAAGACAACACAGUGCCCUGUUCUGUCUGCCUCCUUCCAUCUCCACCUGACAUGCCAUGAAAGCUUAGGCUCAGGUAAAUUAACAGACAUCACCAUGGAUUCAACAUCUAAAUUGGGAGUCUUGACAGCUUAGUUCCUGACUAGUUUCAGUGGGAGAGCUUUUCAACUCAAAGAACAAUUUAUCUUGUUGUUAGUAUGGGUGACAAAGGUGAAGAAAAAGAACUGGAAGGCUGCAGGGACACCAUCACAGAAGACAGGGUAAGCAAGAGGAUAAAGAACCAUGUUUUCCUUGGCAUUUUGAUAGGGUAGGAUCAAAGAAGGCUGCAGGCAUUUGUCGGGCAUGUAGCAGAGACCAUGCAAAUCCCUGCCUGCUGCUUGGGUGGGAUUUGCAGGGAGAGGCAGGAGUGCUGACGUUUCUGAAAUGCAACAAGGCAGCAUGCAGAGGGCCAGUGUGGAACUCUAAUAAGCUGCUGCUGGCUGCUGGCCAUGACAGAGAACAGCAGUACAGUUCUGGAUCAGGGAUUGACCCACAUUCCUCCUUGCAGGAUAGCUAGGACAAAUGCUUCUCAGAUAAAUGCAUGGAGACCAUUAUUCUCAGAGGACAAAGACCAACUUGUUAUCUAUGGGAGCAUAUUGAUGAAAGCCAUGCUCACUUGCUGCUUCAGUUUCUGGCAGGAGGGAAUAGGGUUUGACAAAUGAUCUAAAACUUUUUCCAGACUUUGGGCAACACAUUGAGACAGUUGCCCCUGAAUAUUUUAACUCUGACAAUAAGUGAUCAAGAGCUUCUUUUGGCUCCUGUAAGUCUUCACAUUUGAGCACAAUGUUGGGAAGUUAAUGUUAACACAGAAUUCAUUCUCUGCAUGAGGUCUUUAUAGACAUUUGUGACCAGCAGGCAUCAGUUUACAGCUGCACAAGUGAAUGAAUACAGAAAAAGGUGAAAGAACUCUCUCUUGAAUCACAUGAAGAGCUGCCAAGCUGGCUAGGAGCAGACUCUGAAUCCCAAAGCCAAGUUCAUUGUUAGCUAACAACUAUCACCUCCUUAAAAAAACCCACAUAUGAGGGUUUAUAAGUAUAUUUGAUUGUGUACAGAGAUUUUAAUAGAAGAGGAAAAAAAUCUCUUUCGUUCAAGAGUUCACAGUGUGGUUACUUAUUGAAUUAUAUCUCAGUGUCAGCAGAUGCAUCAUCCUUAACAGUUAUGAAAUCUCAUUUGGAUUUAACCUCAGAUCUUGUUGCCAGCAGGAGGUGAGAACUGUGGACAUUUUAGCAGGCCAACAGCUUUUAUCUAAAAUCCUGCUCAAGAAACAUUUAAACUUGUUUCCCAAGGCCAUGGAUGUUGCUUGCAAGGCAAGCAGGGCUACCAACAGGAACUAGCAUGAGGAAAUGGAUUUUGAGCCAACUCUGUUGUAAUGCAUUUAAGGGUGUGGUUUUAAGCCACAGAGACCAAGAAAUUUGGUAUUAGAUGUUCCUUAGGAAAGCUUUCACUUGCUCCUUCUGGUAAAACAACACUGAGAAAGUAAUGCUCUUCCUUGCCAAGCAUGUAUUUAGUAAUUGAAACUAAACUGCAUAUGGCAUGUGCGUGCAACUUAAUUGCAGUUACAUGUUGCAGAAGGAAAUUACUAAAGGAACUCUUCUCUCAAGGAAUUGUUUACACAUGUCUGAAUCCCCGAGAUUACAUUCCCACAGAAAGAGUUGUGCUUAACCAUAAAAAAUACUCCAGAUAUUAACUGGUUUGGAUUGCAGCUUUUUUAAGAACCAGAAGGAAUGCUGGUGUCAGUAAAGGACAGGCCAGGGCCUUCUCUGAUGUGCAUUGAUGUAAUUUCCUGAGCUUUCUGUGGUUUCUGGAUUUCUAAUGGUGAUACCUCCAUAGCAGCAUAGAGGAAUGGUCUGGGCCUUUUAAGACUAUCAUGAUUGACAGAACAGCAGUAAAGCAAUGUUUUUAAAACUUCUUGGCUGUAACUGAAGGCAUUUUACAUGCUCAGAGUAUUCUUAGUGUUUUCCUAGUGGUUAGUGUCGAUGCAGAAGGAAACUUCCUCACGUUUUGUUCAGUUUGCCUUCUCUGUAUCCCUUCUGCGGAGUCUGUUGUGCUCCUUGGAGUCUGGCCAGAUCCCAGCAGGAUCAGGCUCCUAUGGUACAUAGAUCAGACUUAAAGAUAUUCUGGCCCCAUGUGAGGACAUGCACUGUUUCCUAUCCUGUUAGGAGGGGACAAAGACAUGCUUGGAGAGCUUUGGAGCGCAUCUGGACUGAGCAAAUCCUGCUUCAUUAAGGCAAUAUCUUAAUGAUAUUUUACACUUAAUUAGUCAAAUAAUCACGACCAAGAUGGCCCAGCCGUCGCUGCCUCCCUGCUCUGAUCCACAACUGAUGCUCUGUUGACUUGUCUUUCCUAAAGGCCACUGUGGACUUGAUGUAUUUGCCAUCCAUGAGAAUUCCAUUCUUUUAAGAACACAAUCUUAUUUAGACUUCCUCAGUUACUAUCCUGACUGCUCUCUUGUAAGGUUGUGCUGUAUGGGAUGGAGACCAUGUGUAGCACUGCAAAUAACUGCUGAGCUAACCUCUGCUCUUGAACUGCUUCUUGGUUACUGCAGACUGAGGCUGACUCACUCACACAUUGUGAGGGUGAAGACUGACUAGAUUUUGAUUAAUCCCACAGAUUCAGGGAUAGCAGGACCACCCCUGCACAUGAGGAGUCCCCUUCUGCCUUAUUAUUCUUAAAGGUGCCUUGUCCUGGUUCCCUUCAGGACAAAUUCCAAAUUGCUGUUUGGCUUUCAAAUAUGCACCAAAGCUGAAAGACUCCAUUAUCCCUGGAGACAGGAGGGAGAAUAUGAUGUCCUGUUGUGAGACAAGGAAAAUGGUUUUCUUUUCUCUAUCCUGUGAACUCUGUGGCAGCAAUCCUGAAGUGUGUAUGUGUGUGUGUGUGCUUUUAUUUCUACCUGGACACAAAUUGCUCUAAUUAGGAGGGAGGGUUAUUGUAUUUUUAUAUGUUAAAUUUGAUUAAUUACUUUAAUAAAAAGAAACAUGAACUCUGAAAUUUACUGCCAUCCACUCCAGUACAAUCCAGUAUCACUGAUACAAAUGUAUUUGCCUUCAGGUUAAAACCUUCUGCUUAGAGUAACCACUCCAUUGAGGAAGUGUUUGUGCCAUGUGGGUGUGUUGAUCCCUGUGCACAUCAGUAGCUGUUCCUCCUUUAAAGCUGUGGGUUUCACCCAUGUGACUCUGUAUCAUUGUCUCCCAAGAACAGAUGUAUGUGCACAUAUGCAAAAAAAGACCGUAUGGCUGUGUCUGGGGGUGUGCGACCCUGGGGCAGAUGAUACAGAUGUUUGUUUUGUGCUGUAGCCUUUGGAGUAAGAACUCCCUGCCUACCUGGGGAGCAACCAGACCUGUGGCUCAUGUAGGGAUGGUUUGUUGUAUUAGGAGGGUGACACAAUGGGAUACUCUUUUUUCCCUUUCUCUCAUGGAAAUGUAUAUUUGUUUUCUCUUUGUGUAGCUUCUCAAUAUGAAAUAAAAACCAGCCCAAAAAGAA
Messenger RNA from Oenanthe melanoleuca, 11020 nucleotides. It is a transcript of the gene SLC1A4, whose product is annotated as solute carrier family 1 member 4. Gene Ontology annotation, biological process: L-serine transport; L-glutamate transmembrane transport. Bases 54 to 1667 code for a protein of 537 amino acids. NCBI's taxonomy places the organism in Eukaryota, Metazoa, Chordata, Aves, Passeriformes, Muscicapidae. The record is from RefSeq and is a predicted model, not a curated record. The transcript is spliced from 8 exons. Gene Ontology annotation, cellular component: plasma membrane. Gene Ontology annotation, molecular function: L-threonine transmembrane transporter activity; L-alanine transmembrane transporter activity; L-aspartate transmembrane transporter activity.